Molecule: messenger RNA, 228 nt
Organism: Sphenostylis stenocarpa
Lineage: Eukaryota; Viridiplantae; Streptophyta; Magnoliopsida; Fabales; Fabaceae
Source: the annotation of a GenBank genome assembly
AUGGAUCUCUAUUCCGAGCUACCCCCAGAUCACCUCUGGGUUCACGCCUUCCCGGAAGGAACCGCUUCUCUGAGCCCCCGCUUUUGGGGGGCGGGAGACGCUAUGCCAGACCAGAUAGGGCGCCUCAAAUCUUCGAAAAAGAACACGAAGAGGGAUUGUGGAAAGGCCUGUAGAUGUGCUGUGCCCCUUUUGUUUGGGGAGAAAUUCCUCAAAGCCCGGUCUGGAUAA